Messenger RNA from Diplodia corticola, 1560 nucleotides. RefSeq names its product fad fmn-containing dehydrogenase. Gene Ontology annotation, cellular component: membrane. Lineage: Eukaryota; Fungi; Ascomycota; Dothideomycetes; Botryosphaeriales; Botryosphaeriaceae. The coding region runs from base 1 to 1560 and encodes 519 amino acids. The record is from RefSeq and is a predicted model, not a curated record. Gene Ontology annotation, molecular function: FAD binding; D-arabinono-1,4-lactone oxidase activity. The transcript is spliced from 4 exons.
AUGCCUCCCCUCCUCCUCCUUCCCUCCCUCCUCCUCCUCCCCCUCCUCCUCCUCCUCCUCCUCCCCCCCUCCACCACCGCCAUCCCCUACAACACCUUCGACGGCCCCGGCCACCCCGCCUGCACCAACGUCUCGCGCAUCGUCAACGCCACCUCCGUCCCGGACCUCAUCUCGCUCGUGCGCGGCGCCGCCGCCUCGGGCACGCCCGUCCGCGCCUCCGGCAAAGGCCACAUGUGGUACGACACCAUGUGCGCCGACGACCCGUCCACGCUGAUCAUCCGCACCGAAUUCGUCAACGGGAUCAGCGAGUUCGACCUGCCCGAGGGCGCCGCGAAUGGAUCCGUGCUGAUCGAGGCGGGCGUGACGUUUUUCCAGUUGGCGGAGUAUCUGCACGAGAGGGGCGCGACGGUCGGGUAUGCGCUUGUGAAUUGGAACAUUACGCUGGCGGGGAGCGUGGCGAUGGGGGCGCAUCGGAGCAGUUUGAGGGAGGAGUCGAUGGUGGCGGCGGCGGUGGAGGAGGUGCACGUGGUGGAUGGGAGGGGGGAGCUGCGGGUGGUGGAGAGGGGGGAUGGGAGCGGUGAGGAGUGGGUGGCGGCGAGUACGAGUUUGGGGCUGUUGGGCGUGAUUGCCAGGAUGAGGGUCAGGGUCUAUCCGGACUUCAAGGUGUAUGCGAGGCAGGAGACGUUGCUUGAGGACGAGGUUUUGGAUGGGGAUAUAUAUGGCAUGAUCAGCCCGUAUGCUACGGCGAACUUUUGGUGGUGGCCUUUCCUGCGCAAGUUCCACUAUCGCUACUACGACGAGGUGCCGGCAAACAUGUCAGACCAGGAGGGAUUCCAGUCGACCUUCUCCGUCACCAAAGCCGAAGCGGACACGGCGGCGGCGCUGCUCAACUCGGGCAAGUACCUGGCGUCGUCCAACAUCGCGGCGGAGACGCUCUUCUUCUCGCUGUGGUCGCCGCCCAACUUCCACGAGAAGACGACGGACACGGCGAUCCUGUCGUGGCCGGUGUACGGGUGGAACUACGACGUGCUCAUCGGCGGGCUGUACCCGGGCUACGGCACCGAGUGGGACUACGGCCUGCGCGGGCUGACGCUGGAGCUGGCGUUCCCCGUCACGCAGGCGAACGCGGUGCUGAAGCGGGUGCGCAAGGCCUUCGACGACGAGGCGGCCAAGGGCAUCGUCAUGACCAGCACGUACCGCAGCGGCAUCAACAUCAAGUUCGGCAAGCCCUACUUCGACCUCCUGGGCCAGGUCACGUACGGCACGGCCGACGGCGCCGACUGGACCAAGGGCGCCAUCAUGUUCGAUUUCCCGAGCUUCAAGCCGACGGUCGGAGACGGGUUGCGGUUCAAUGAGCCGUUCUAUCACACGCUGGCGACCACCCUGAUCGACGAGUUUCCGUGCCGGCCGCACUGGACCAAGAACACGCGCGAUGUGUUCAAACAGGCAGUCAAGAACCUCGAUCCAGACCAUCUGGCGCGCUUCAAGGCGGUGCGCGAGGACUUUGACCCGAACGGCAUUUUCAAGAGCGUUGUUGGCGAGAUCAUCGGCGUGUCGUAG